This is a messenger RNA of Mercurialis annua (annual mercury), 1221 nucleotides long. Its product is annotated as partner of Y14 and mago. The transcript has 4 exons. Gene Ontology annotation, cellular component: cytoplasm; exon-exon junction complex. Gene Ontology annotation, molecular function: RNA binding. Lineage: Eukaryota; Viridiplantae; Streptophyta; Magnoliopsida; Malpighiales; Euphorbiaceae. The record is from RefSeq and is a predicted model, not a curated record. Bases 126 to 824 code for a protein of 232 amino acids. Gene Ontology annotation, biological process: exon-exon junction complex disassembly.
AGUUUUAGUUUCUACAGCAAUAGCAGCAGCUAGCUAUCGACUGACUGAUUCAGAAUCAAUUCAGAUCAAUUUGCGAGAAAAAAAAUUGGAAUUAAAUUUUGAUUUCAAUUAAAUUAAAGAUCAAAAUGGGCAGCAGUAACAGAGAAGACGAUGAAAUCAAGAAAUUAGCAGAGAUAAGCAAAACCCUAAAAGAAGGAGAAAAACUACUUGCCCCGACUCGAAGACCCGACGGUAGUUUUCGUAAACCUAUUAAGAUUCGUGCCGGUUUUGUCCCUCAAGAAGAAGUUCCCAUCUAUCUAUCUAAAGGUGCUUUGUGGAAAAAAGAGAUGCAAUCUCAGCAGCUAGUUCCGCCGGGUUAUGAUCCGGAUUACGAUGCAAAACCGAAGACGAAGGCGGAGAGGAGGAAUGAAAGAAAGAAAGAGAAGAGAUUACAGGCCGCUGUUGACAAGGGUAAGAACUUGGAAGCAUCAUCAGAUGGGGAUAUGAAAAGGGAAGAACUGUUGCCUGAGGAAACUGUAAGUCAUGCAUCUGAUUCUGUGAAGUUAUUGACAACUCAGAUGAAUGAGCUAGAUGUCUCUGCCAAUCAUGUUGCGAGCGCCCCUGGAGACACGUCAGGGAAUUCAGAACCAAGUGUUCUAUCUCAAGACACCGAUAAAAGAAUUCGGGCGCUUAAAAAGAAGAUUCGACUUCUAGAAGCUCAGCUGCAGAAAAUUGCUUCACAGGAUAUGAAGGCGGAGCAGAUGGAGAAGUUGUCAAAAUUGGAGGGCUGGCAACAUGAGCUAAAGCUUUUAGAGUGUAAACAUUCCGAACAGGCAGCAUCAUGAGUGCCGAUUUGUUCAACACGGAACAAAUUGUGUAGCUUUUAAAUUAAGAUUUCUUUUUCUUUUCUAAGAUAUGAACAAUCUUGCAUUGUGGGAUCAAAAGAUUCUUGCAUCCAGAUUUUUCCAACUGUAGUUGUGUGUGCCUAUGAACCCUGUGGUUCAUUCUCUUCUUGUAGACCUCAUCUUGCUAUUAGCAACUGGACUAAUCCAGAUUAGUGGUCUUUCAGAGAUUAGCUUAGCAUUAAUCAUUCCAAGUUCCAUGUUUCUUAGAAAUGUAUGAUCUCCAAUUCAAUUCUCACUCCCAAAUUUUGUAGACAGACGUUUUGCCUUUUUCGUGCAUGGAUUUGUAAUAUGUGUAAAGUUGAUUCUUAGUGCAAUGACUCUUCUUUUUGUACUUUCA